AGGCCAUCAGCGCUGACGGAUCGCUCUGCCAAACACAUUGACUUACAUUCAGGGCGAAAACGCAUCAAUUGCAUCAAUUCACCAGGUCGGAAUAACGAUGCCAGAACUGUGGAGGUCGUCAUUUUGCCUGUCUGGAGUUCUAUUUAUAACCUUUCUUUCCCUGGGGACCGCAAGCUCCUCAUCAGUCAGUCAUCAGAUGUCUCCUGAUCUCAUCCAUCCUCCACAAAUCAGGAGCAAAGCGCAGAGACACAGACAUCAGAGCAGCUCGACACGAACACAGAUAGAUUUGAAAGGGCCCAACGUUUGUGGCACCAGGUGUUGUUAUUCAUGGCUGGCCAAUCCCAAAACCAAACAAUGCACAAAACCAAGAUGUCAUCCGCGAUGCCAUAAUAAAGCAGUUUGUCGCCGGCCGAACAUCUGUCAGUGUCGUCCGGGCUUCCACGGCCAUCGCUGUGAACAUGCAAACGUCACACCGACCAUGAGCACCUGGUUCGAAGCACAUCCUGGUCCCACGGUACCCUCAACCUCUACCAUGGCAACAGUUGCUAUGGUAAUGCCCGCAUCCACCACCAUCCACGGCAACAGCUCCACAUCUGCCUCCAGUGAUGCCAGUUCAGAUACAAGAAAGACCUAUUCAUUACGCUGGCAGCCACCCAGUUUAAAAGAGGCCCAGUCGGUCUUGUUAAAAAAAGCUCUGUCCAGUGGAACCGGUGGAGAGAAGAUCACAAGUGUUAUACUGAAGUACAUUGAAUCAGAGCGAAGAAGACUGGAGUCUUCAUCCUCUACCGGAGCAACAAAAAUCUCCAGCACCAAAACCUUUCACACUCAACGCGGCCAGUUCACCCUCAUCUACACCGCAGCCGUGGCUCAGCAGCGCUCCGCCGUCGUCCGCAGGGGUUCGGAGCGGAUCAAAGUGCUCUUCACCCCCACCAUCUGCAGGCUGCGCUGCACGCAGGGACGCUGCACCAACUACUGCGAGCGCGGAAAUGUCACCACUAUCUACAACAGCGAGCAGGCAGGACAGACGCCACCUGGAUCCGGCUUCAGAGUGUUCGUGUGUCCGAUGUUGUGUAAGAACGGAGGAGUGUGCGUACAGAAGGAUCAAUGUCUCUGCCCGCCCAACUUUACUGGGAAGUUCUGCCACAUCCCCGUCUCCACCAAUCACAUCGAGAGACCGGCGACGAGUGCUGUGGGUUCAGCCAAUCAGCCGAUGACGUCUGAGUACAUACUGCCUCUGCAGACGCCUGAGCAGAUCAACACCAAUGCGUCCCCGAUGGUAAAGGUGCGAGUCCAGCAUCCUCCAGAGGCCAGUGUGAAGAUCCACCAGGUCUUAAAGGUGGGCUACGGCCCCACCGUCCACGAGCACUCAGAAACCGUGACCUGGUCCGCGGGGCUCUCAGGGGCCCGUCCUCACCAGCUGCCGGGAGAGAGAGCCGAGGCGGCGCCGCCGAGGGUUCAAGCCCAGACCAUACGCGGGGAUUCAGUCUACACCGAGACGUCCGGCUUCAAAUAUUGUUUCAGAGAAGUGCGCAACGGAAAGUGCAGUUCUCCGUUACCUGGUCUGAGGAGUCAGGAGAUGUGCUGCAGGGGUGUUGGGAAGGCCUGGGGCAUCAACGAAUGCACGCUCUGUCCUGCAGUCUUAGGAAACACUGUUAAUGGACAGGGAAGCUGCCCGAAAGGCUUCGAGAGGGUCAACGGGACGCAGUGUGUGGAUAUUAACGAGUGUUUGCAGCCGGGUUUCUGUGAAAACGGGAACUGUGUUAACACCCGAGGGAGCUACAGUUGUGUCUGCAAAGAGGGCUACUUAUUGGACGCCUCUCAUGGGAUCUGCAUCUCGCAGAAGGUGAUCUCCUCGGAGAAGGACCAGUGUUUCCGUAUCCUGAACCAGGGCUCCUGUUCUCUGCCCAUCUUGAGGAACAUCACCAAACAGAUCUGCUGCUGCAGUCGAGUGGGCAAAGCCUGGGGGAAGAAGUGUGAGUUAUGCCCGUACUUCGGCUCAGCCGCCUUCAAAGAGAUCUGUCCUGCUGGACCGGGUUACCAUUAUUCGGCUUCGCCUGUCAAGUUUAACCAGAGACUAGCAGAGUUGCUUGACACCGGCGGACCGCCUUUGGUGUCCGAAAAUGUCCACACAUCCACCCAGGACAUAGCAUCCCAACCUGAAGGCUCCAGGACUCACUCCACAAUCUCACAGUCAACCCGAAUCCAGCAAGCGCCAUAUUCACCGACCAACACGCAGACCAUCCGAGUCCAGCAGAGUCCUGCGAGACCACAGCAACCUGACGCGGGUUCACAGGCCGGCUCGGUUAUCAUCAUAACUCAACCAAAACCAAACCUGUCAACGAGCGGCGGCUCUCAAACCACAAACGCCAGACCUCAGCAGCCUUCCAGCAUCCGUCCGUCCGCUCCCAGCCAGCCGGCCAGAGUGAACACACCUGUUGUACGGACGCAAACCAGCCGGCCUUCGGUUAACAGACAGCCAGUAUCUCCCGUCAGACCUCCUCCUGUACCGGCUACAGCCCGACCACUUCCAACUAGACAAGAUGGCCGAGUGUGUGAAUCGAGACCUCAGGUGUGCGGUUCGGGGCGCUGUAUUGACCUGCUAGGCGGUCGACACACGUGUGUGUGUAACACUGGAUAUAUCCUCAACCCUCAGCAAGGCCACUGCCAAGACAUAAACGAGUGUCUGCUGACACCCCGGCCGUGUUCUGUGGGUCAGUGUGAGAAUACAGCGGGCAGCUUCCGGUGCGUUUGUCCAUCAGGAUACCAGACCAACUUCCAGCAGACCCUGUGUGUCGAUUUGGAUGAGUGCCGUCAGGUGCCCAAUCCCUGUGUUAACGGCCGCUGUGAAAACACACUGGGCAGCUUCAGGUGUUUGUGCAGGACUGGAUACAAGCUACAGGACAACAGCUGCAUAGACAUAGAUGAGUGUGUCGACCCCCUGCGCUGUCCGGGUCAGGAGUGCGUGAACUCUCAGGGCUCUUACAGGUGUGUCUCCUGCAAGCCGGGCUUUGAUCUGCUCAACGGACAAUGUUCAGAUAUUGAUGAAUGUCGUCGGACGCCGUCACCCUGUUCGGACGCGGGCCGCUGUGAAAACACUCCCGGCAGCUUCAGAUGCUCGUGUCGAACGGGAUACAGAUCCCAGGCCAACGCCUGCGUGGAUGUGAAUGAGUGUGAAGAUCCGCUGCAGUGUCCCGGACAGGAGUGUGUGAACUCUCAGGGAUCGUAUCGCUGUGUGUCAUGCAGACCCGGAUUUAGCCUUAAAAACCGAGCAUGUUCAGAUAUCGACGAGUGUCGCCAGACUCCUGACUUGUGUGUUAACGGCCGCUGUGAGAAUAACAUGGGCAGCUACAGCUGUGUGUGUCGCGCUGGAUUCAGACUGGAGAGAAACAUCUGCAAAGAUGUGAACGAGUGUGAAAACGAGCUUCAGUGUCCAGGGAAAGAGUGUGUGAACUCUGUCGGCUCCUUCAGGUGUGUCUCCUGUCAGCCGGGCUUCGAGCUUCUUGAGGGCCAAUGCCAAGAUAUAGAUGAAUGUAGGCAAAAGCCCACACGCUGCACUAAUGGCCAAUGCAUGAACACUCCCGGCAGCUUCAGAUGUGUGUGUGAUCUGGGCUUCAAUCUACAGGACGGCACAUGCACGGAUCUCGACGAGUGUCUGGAUGCGCUGCAGUGUCCAGGGCAGCAGUGCCUCAACUCUCCGGGCUCGUACAAGUGCGUUCCCUGCAGAGACGGACACAGCAUGCAGAACGGACGCUGCUCAGACAUUGAUGAAUGUGUGAGUCCUCAGCUGUGCGGGCCGCAGAGCGUGUGCGUGAACACAGACGGCUCGUACCGCUGCGACUGCUCUCCGGGCUUCAGAGCGGCCGGACCGCGGCGCCAGUGCCGAGACAUUAACGAGUGUCUGGAAGGAGAUUUCUGCUUCCCGAGCGGAGAGUGUGUGAACACGGACGGAUCCUUUAAGUGCGUUUGCGCGCAGGGCUACAAGAGCGCCGCUAACGGGACGUCCUGCCAAGAUGUGAACGAGUGUCUGGACUCAGAGGGGCUGGUGUGUGGAUCCCAGCGCUGUGAGAACACCAUCGGCUCGUUCCGCUGCGUGGCGUCCUGCGAGCCCGGAUACCACAUCACUGCCUCCGGAGAGUGUGUGGACAUUAACGAGUGCGCUAACGAGACGGUGUGCGGACAUCACGCCUUCUGCCAGAAUCUGAUCGGCACGUUUCAGUGUCUGUGUGACCAGGGCUACGAGUCCACCGCCGACGGACAGAUGUGUGUGGACAUAAACGAGUGUGAGACGAUGCAGGGUGUGUGUGGCUCUGCACGCUGCUGGAACGUCGAGGGCUCGUUCACUUGUGAGUGUGAGAACGGACAGGAGGAGUUCGACCCGCUCGCAGGCCAGUGUGUGAGCAGAGAGAGUGCAGGUCAGUCGGAGCCAUCUGGCGGAGCCUCCUCUUCCUCGGCUGGCCGCGGUCCGUCUGGAUCGUCCGGCUCUCUGCCGCAGACUCGGCCUGGAGAAACGAGAGAGUGCUACUACGGCGUAUCGCAGCCGUACUCCUGCAAGAUACUGGCCCCAAACACCACGCUGCAAGAGUGCUGCUGUACAGCGGGACAGGGCUGGGGCCUCAUGUGCCAAUAUGACGUCUGUCCCGAGACGGGAACAGUGGAAUUCCAGUCGCUGUGUCCCAGCGGAAGAGGGUACAUCACCACCGAAACGGGAGCGUUCAGCUACAAGGAUGUGGAUGAGUGUAAGCUGUUUGACCCAGAGGUGUGUAAAGGCGGCGUGUGUGUCAACAACAUUCCCGGCUACGCCUGUUACUGUCCCAGCGGAUUCUACUACGACACGGAUCUGCUGGAGUGCAUCGAUAAUAAUGAAUGUGAGAGUGAGGAGACCUGCACUGGCGGUCAGUGUGUCAAUACACUGGGAACGUUUUACUGUACGUGUGAGCCCCCUCUAGUGCUGGACGACACACAGCGCAACUGUGUCAAUGCAAGCGGCCUCGCUGAGGAUGAGAACUUAAACUUCUGUUGGCGUCACGUCACAGCUAGUCUAGUGUGUCAGAGUCCUUUGUUAGGAGCUCAGCUGACCUUCACUGAGUGCUGCUGUUUGUAUGGUGAGGCCUGGGGUCUGCAGUGUGCCCUCUGCCCCCGCAGAGAUGAAGAGGCCUAUGAGGCUCUGUGUAAUGAGUUCGGUCCUCCUCCUUACUCUCCUCGUUACUACGAGCGCUUCGGCCCGGGGCCCCUGCCUGGAAGAGGAGGGUACCGCCCGCCGUACAGCCCCCCAGAGUACCCCGAACCCCUGCCGGGACGCCCCGACUACAUAUCCCCUGAUUACGAUGACUACAGUCCUGUGGGAGCGGGUGGACGGCGAUCCGGGCUGAGAGGCAGAGCCCCCAGCUCAUACGGGCUCCCAGACGCCCCCUACAGGCAGCCGGCCCCGGGUGGAAGUCGUUACUAUGAGGAGGAGGAUGAUUAUGAAACUGCGCCUGGCCCUCCCUUCGGUAUCCCGGAUCCUCGUGGCGAGCGAACGUUCGAUGCGCGACCGCUGCCGUCCCGUCCAGACAGGCCUCUGCUCAGUUUGGCCCCGCUUCCGGAAAACUCCCCGUACAGCGAGGGUGCGGGGGAGGAGUCAUGGAGAGCCCCGCCCCCUUUCCCAAUGUUUCCUGACAGACGGGAGGGAGUCUAUGAGCUGUUAGUGAGAGUGAGAGUCAGCGCUCUGUCAGAUUUCCUCUCUCUCUCUCGCUCUCGUGACACUGCAGUAAAGAAUACAGCGGCACAGCUCCUGAUCUCACACACCGCAUGCGAGCGUCUGCUAGAGAAACACCAGUGUGAGCGCUGA
Messenger RNA from Sinocyclocheilus anshuiensis, 5827 nucleotides. RefSeq names its product latent transforming growth factor beta binding protein 4 (gene ltbp4). The record is from RefSeq and is a predicted model, not a curated record. The transcript has 38 exons. Bases 98 to 5827 code for a protein of 1909 amino acids. Gene Ontology annotation, molecular function: calcium ion binding. NCBI's taxonomy places the organism in Eukaryota, Metazoa, Chordata, Actinopteri, Cypriniformes, Cyprinidae.